UGCAUUAUAAUGAGGUAGGAGGGUAGACAUCACCAUGGAUAAGAGCGCUUUUAAAGCUGGACAGAUAAACGUUGCUGUUGACUGGAACCACCAAUAAAAUGCUGCCUUGGAAGAAAAAUAAGUUCGACCUAAUUGAGGAAGACAAGCAAUCCAAGCAGAAGGGCUAUGCUGUGAGUCUUAACUACUCUGCGCUCACCUCCUUCGCUAAGUCCUGCCCAGAGAGCGCACUCAACAGGGUGGGCAGCAUGUUCAAGUCCAAGAGGAAAAAGGUGAAGAUCACUAGCGAGGACCCCACAUACACGGUGCUCUACCUGGGAAAUGCAACUACCAUCCAGUCCAAAGGGGAGGGCUGCACGGAUGUGGCGGUGAGCAAGAUCUGGGGCAAAAGCGAGAUGGGCAAGAACAGCACCAAGAUGAGGCUCACCAUCAGCUCGCAGGGUAUCCGGAUGGUGCAUGUGGACGACAAGGCCAGGAGGCCGGGACACUUGUACUUGCUGCACCGGAUAACCUACUGCGUCGCGGACCCGAGGCUACCCAAGGUUUUCGCUUGGAUUUACAGGCAUGAGAUGAAGCACAAGGCCGUGAUGCUCCGCUGCCACGCAGUGCUGGUGUCCAAGCCGGAGAAAGCAAAGGCCAUGGCGCUGCUGCUUUAUCAGACAUCGGCUACAGCCCUGGCAGAGUUCAAAAGACUAAAACGGAGGGACGAUGCCAGGCACCAGCAGCAGCAGCUCAUAGGGGAACAAACUAUUCCGCUAGUCCCUCUCAGGAAGCUGCUAAACGGACAGUGUUACUAUAAACCCCCGGUGGAGCGCAGCCGGAGCGCGCCGAAGCUGGGCUCCAUCACAGAAGACUUAAUCGGUGAGGAGGAGGAAGAGAAAUCCAUGCACUUUGAAUGUGAGGACAUUCUGGACACGGCCGAUGAUUGUGUUGCCAACGGUAAACAGGAGCUGACUCAGAUUAUUAAUGACUUGGGAGAAAUGAGCAUAGGAAACGAUGUGCAGACACUGAAAUCUGACCUCAGAGUCACCAGACUUCUCUCCGGAGAGAGCACGGGGAGCGAGUCCUCCAUAGAGGGCAGCCAGGAGCCUCCUCCACUCACUAAUGGGUUUGAGGAGGUUAAGGUGCAGGAAAUUGCCUGAAUAAUUUGAGGCAUUUCUGUGCGCCUCUGACGUAUUGUUUUGUUGAGCCACAAUGUCUCCACAAGAAAUAUUUCCUCUGCCAUCAGUCCUGUGUUGGAGAGUUUAACCUGUGCCUCUACAGCUAAUUGAAAUAAUUCUCCAAGGUUCUGGGACAAUUACCGCACAGGGACAGACAGCUAGGCUACUGAGUGAUAUUUUAGGACUGUGCAAAGACAGAAACAUGUCGAAAAAUAACUGCAUGCCAGAUUGAGUGAUGCCUGGUUGAACAGACAAAAUCAUUAGGGCCAGCGGCACUAAUUCCAUCUCUUUUAUUUAAGAGGAUUUGUUGUAGCCCCAAGCUUGUUUACCUAACUUUUUUGUCUCCGAAAAUGGCAUUUUUCAUUUGAAAGGUGCUCGCCACAAUCCAAAACCAUUCCGUCUUUAAAGCACGUUUUGUUUUUGUCCCAAGUGGGUUCAGUGGGUCUAAAGGGCAUCCUUAAUUUACCUAACAGUCUGUUCAUUUAUUUUAGUUUGCACUGUUAUUGGAUUCAUUUUGAGUAUUAUGUUGACUACAUGUACAUAAAAUGUUUGUUGUUAUGUUGUCUGAAACAUAAAUGCCAUAUCUUUGCUGUGCAAAAGAAAAGCAUGUUUAUGUAUGAUGUAAAGAUGUUCUAAGUAUAAAAAUCUUAUUU
Messenger RNA from Monopterus albus (swamp eel), 1810 nucleotides. It is a transcript of the gene fam43a, whose product is annotated as family with sequence similarity 43 member A. The transcript is spliced from 2 exons. Lineage: Eukaryota; Metazoa; Chordata; Actinopteri; Synbranchiformes; Synbranchidae. The record is from RefSeq and is a predicted model, not a curated record. The coding region runs from base 99 to 1139 and encodes 346 amino acids.